AUGGGCUGGUUAGAGGGCAUGUCCGAGCUGGGGAUCGGCUCAACCACUGGGUCCCAUCACCACCACCACAGCAGCAAGAGCAGGAGCAAGAGUGUUAAACACCAGUCACCGCGGGGCUCUGGCAUCUUUGGCCUGGGCGAUAGCAGGAGCGGGAAACACCACUCGUCGCCGCGUGGGUCGGGAAUCUUUGGCCUGGGCGACAGCAAGAGUAGUAAACACCACUCGUCGCCGCGGGGGUCGGGGAUCUUUGGCUUAGGUGAUCACCAUGGGAAGCACAACUCUUCGCGGUCAAGCUUCUUUGGAUUUGGCGACAAUUACGCGAAGCACAGCUCUUCGCGGUCAAGCUUCUUCGCUCGUGGUUGCAAUGGCGACAGAUGCAAUAUGGUGCAAUGGACGGCCCAAAGAAGACGCAUAUCGCUAAUGGAUGAGCUGAGACGAACAGGCACCUCACACAAUCACCGCUCCUCCUCCUCGGCCUACCGCCGCUCCCCCCGUACAGGCUUCAUGCAGCGCAUGUAUAAUAAACUGCGACGCCUGCUCCGUGAUCUCGUCUACUACAUGAAGAGGCACCCCAUGAAAGUCUUUGUUCUGGUUAUCCUGCCACUUAUCACCGGCGGCGCCCUAGCUGCUCUGUUGGCCAAGUUCGGGAUCCGGAUGCCGGCCGGGCUGGAGAAGAUGUUUUAUCAGGCUGGGGGUAGUGGCAGUGGGGUGGGCGUCAACCAUAGAGGAGAGACGCAGUGGGAGCGGAGACGAGUGGAGGGGAACUACCCGAUAGGUGGUGGCGGUGGUGGUGCUGGAGGAGGUGGAGGGGGGAUAGGCAAUGCUUUGGGGGGAUUGGGGAGUAUCCUGGGGGGUAUGGGAGGGGUGGGUGGUGCGGUUAGUCUGGCGAGGCUGUUCAUGAAAGGUGGUGACCGUGGGGGGAAAAGAGCAGAGAGGAAUAAAGACCAGAGGCAGGGAGUGUUCUGCAAAGAACGAGCUAACCAACAGGAGUUGGGCAUCGGAUUGGAUGAUCGGAGAAGCAAUAUGGAUGUUGAUCCGAUAUGGGGCUUCCUCAGGAAAGCAAGCAAUGGGCGAGGCGCAGGCAAAGGCGUUAUUUAG
Molecule: messenger RNA, 1098 nt
Organism: Drepanopeziza brunnea f. sp. 'multigermtubi' MB_m1
Lineage: Eukaryota; Fungi; Ascomycota; Leotiomycetes; Helotiales; Drepanopezizaceae
Source: RefSeq, a predicted model, not a curated record